AUACACGACUACAACAUGAGAAAAGCUACUCUCUUUCUGCUUUAUGCUGGACUGUUGGUCAAUGGACAAGAGCUACGCUGGGAAAAUGGCUAUGAUCAGGAGUUAAAUUUUGCCUGCCCUGCAGGAGGGUCCAUUUCAUACAUCAAAAGCCAACAUGCUAACCGUCAAGAGGACAGAAUGUGGGAAUUUGGCUGCAAGCACACUUUUGAUGCCGGCACAGAAUGUUUCUGGACACCUUACGUAAACGACUUUGACCAGAAACUCAACUAUGAGUGUCCAUCAAACUACGUCGUUUCGGGAAUGAAUAGCUACCAUAGCAACAGACAAGAGGACAGGCGGUGGAAGUUUUACUGCUGUAGAAGCAACGGUUACUGUAAUACAGCCUGUCAGUGGACUACAUAUGUGAACUGGUUCGACGAGGCUUUCCAUUGGACCGUACCUAACCAUAACUACCUGGUAGGCGCUGAAAGCUACCAUGAAAAUAGAUCUGAAGAUCGGCGCUGGAUGUACAAGUUCUGUUCCCAGGUGCAAUGCUGAGAUCCUCACAGAUUACUACUAAAAAUUAUAAUUAUAAUCUUUAUACUUCUUUAAAUCUACAAUAAACACAGAAUUAAAGCAAAUAAUGAAACCAAUGUCAUUAUGAAAACACUGAUAGCUCUGCAUUUAGAUCGUGCAAGUGCCGUUAGAAGACACAUGCUGCACAAAUAACUGUUCAAAUCA
Messenger RNA from Triplophysa dalaica, 720 nucleotides. RefSeq names its product hemagglutinin/amebocyte aggregation factor-like. The transcript has 5 exons. Gene Ontology annotation, molecular function: extracellular matrix structural constituent. Gene Ontology annotation, biological process: collagen fibril organization. Gene Ontology annotation, cellular component: extracellular matrix. Lineage: Eukaryota; Metazoa; Chordata; Actinopteri; Cypriniformes; Nemacheilidae. Bases 16 to 537 code for a protein of 173 amino acids. The record is from RefSeq and is a predicted model, not a curated record.